CCUGCCCGGGAGCCCCAGGGCCAUGGCCAAGGGCGAGGGGGCUGAGAGCGCCUCGGCUACGGGCCUGCUGUCCCCGGGCAUCCUCAAACCGCAGGAGAGGUGUCUGCCCAAGAAGGAGGGGAAACAGAAGCUGUCCAUCUGCAACAAGCUGUGCUAUGCCGUGGGUGGUGCCCCCUACCAGAUCACCGGCUGCGCCCUGGGCUUCUUUCUCCAGAUCUACCUGCUGGACGUCGCCCAGGUGGACCCCUUCUACGCCUCUAUCAUCCUAUUUUUCGGCCGGGCCUGGGACGCCGUCACGGACCCCAUGGUGGGCUUCUUCAUCAGCAAGUCCCACUGGAACCGCCUGGGUCGCCUCAUGCCCUGGAUCAUCUUCUCCACCCCGUUCGCCAUGAUCACCUACUUCCUCAUCUGGUUCGUGCCGGAUUUCUCCACGGGGCAGGUGAUUUGGUACCUCAUCUUCUACUGCCUGUUCGAGACCCUGGUCACGUGCUUCCACGUCCCGUACUCAGCCCUGACCAUGUUCAUCAGCACGGAGCAGAGCGAGCGAGACUCGGCCACCGCUUACCGAAUGACGGUGGAGGUGUUGGGCACCGUGCUGGGCACUGCCAUCCAGGGGCAGAUCGUGGGCCAGGUGGACACUCCCUGCCUCCCGAAUACCAUCCUCAACACCGUCAGUAGCAACACCUCGGGGGCCACGAAGGACGUGAACAGGACGCACGACUCCGGCUCGCUCACCAGCACGAAGAACGCGUACAUGAUCGCGGCCGGGGUCAUCGUGGCUAUCUACAUCCUCUGCGCUGUCAUCCUCUUUCUGGGCGUGAAGGAGCAGCGGGAACCCUGUGACUCCCAGACGGACAAGCCCGUCUCCUUUUGGAAGGGGCUCAAACUGGUCAUGAGCCACGGUCCCUACAUCAAGCUGAUUGCCGGCUUCCUCUUCACCUCCCUGGCCUUCAUGCUGGUGGAAGGGAAUUUUGCCUUGUUCUGCACCUACACGCUGGGCUUCCGCAACGAGUUCCAGAAUCUGCUCCUGGCCAUCAUGGUCUCCGCCACCCUCACCAUUCCCAUCUGGCAGUGGUUCCUGACCCAGUUUGGGAAGAAAACCGCCGUGUACGUCGGGAUCUCGUCCGCCGUGCCCUUCCUUGUCCUGGUGGCCGUCCUGGAGAGCAACUUGAUUGUCACCUACGUGGUGGCGGUGGCCGCGGGCAUCAGUGUGGCGGCUGCCUUCCUCCUGCCCUGGUCCAUGCUCCCUGAUGUGAUCGAUGACUUCAACCUGACGCACCCCAAAUCACGGGGCCACGAGGCCAUCUUCUUCUCCUUCUACGUCUUCUUCACCAAGUUCGCCUCGGGCAUCUCCCUGGGCAUCUCCACGCUGAGCCUCGAGUUCGCCGGCUACGAGACCCGCGGCUGCUCCCAGCCCGAAGCGGUGAAGAUGACCCUGAAGGCCCUGGUCACGGCGGCCCCCAUCGUCCUCAUCUUCCUGGGGCUGUUCCUUUUCAAGCUGUACCCCAUCAACGAGGAGAAGCGGAGAGAGAACAAGAAAGCCAUGCAGCGGGACGAGAGCAGUUCCAGUUCGGACUCCGACUCCACAGAGCUGGCCAGCAUCCUGUGAGAGCGGAGGGCCCGGAGUCCCGAGCAGGACCACGAUGGCCGGCGCCAGCCCGGAGCAUCCCGGCUCGUCGAGGGACGGGAGACGGGGUGGACCGCGGGCCCGGGGGGCCGACCCCGGGCGCCGGGAGUAGUGUACAUUACACGAGACCUACCGAGCGAGCACCGUUGCGACCAUCCCCUGGUCGGACGACGAGGGCCGGGCCCGGCGCGUCCCGACGGGGCCGGCGCCGACACUGUGAAUACGCUGCGAUCUCUGCCCCCUCUCCACCGCGGGGCGGGCGGGGGACGCGACACUAAUGUAGAGAAACGUUUUCUAAGACUAAUUAAUAACUUAAUGACGCUGUACAGAUGAAAUAUUUUCCUAUUUGGGUAUACAACUGUUCGGAAAGCAAACCCGCGGUGCUGUGAACGUUAUUAAUUGGAGGGGCGGGGGCGAGGAAAAAGGGAAGCGGGUUGUCGAAAACCCUCGCCGUGGGUUUGUGCGUGCGAGGCUGUGACUAAAGAUGGGGGGAUCGGUGACUAAGAACGUGCGCGCGAUCUUCGGACGGUGAGUGAUUUGGACGGAAGCCGAGCAUGCGGGUAAGCAGGCGGGCGCGCAUGUGGCACUGAAAUCCCCUGGGGAGGGGAGCACGUGUCAGUCGGUCAUAUUUAUUGAGCGCUUCCUGGGUCCAGAGCGCUUGGAAGAG
This is a messenger RNA of Tachyglossus aculeatus (Australian echidna), 2294 nucleotides long. RefSeq names its product major facilitator superfamily domain containing 2A (gene MFSD2A). Gene Ontology annotation, biological process: carbohydrate transport. Lineage: Eukaryota; Metazoa; Chordata; Mammalia; Monotremata; Tachyglossidae. Gene Ontology annotation, cellular component: membrane. Gene Ontology annotation, molecular function: lysophospholipid:sodium symporter activity. The coding region runs from base 23 to 1609 and encodes 528 amino acids. The record is from RefSeq and is a predicted model, not a curated record. The transcript is spliced from 14 exons.